Molecule: messenger RNA, 2041 nt
Organism: Benincasa hispida (wax gourd)
Lineage: Eukaryota; Viridiplantae; Streptophyta; Magnoliopsida; Cucurbitales; Cucurbitaceae
Product: galacturonosyltransferase 8-like
Molecular function (GO): polygalacturonate 4-alpha-galacturonosyltransferase activity
Source: RefSeq, a predicted model, not a curated record
ACCAAUCUGUAAAAUUUAAUCCAAUUCUUCUCCUUCAACCUCAGCAGUCUCAGAUUCCGAUUCAAACGUCUCUCCUUCAACCUCUCUCUCUGAGGGGGAAAAAAUGGCGAACCUGCAAAAUCGUAGUAGAAACAAUGAAGAACCUAUUCAUAUUCUUCGAAGCAUGGCCAGAAUCUUCUCCUUCAGAGGCAUCGCCUCGAUUGCAUUCUUCAUCUUCGUCUCUUUGUCCUUCCUCUCUUUCAGUACCGACACUUCUGAUCUCCCCGUUCCGGGUUCUGGUUCUGGUUCUGGUUCUGGCUCUGGCUUUGGCUCUUAUCGGAUUAGUUACGGGAGAAGAUUCCCAUUGGGUGUGAAAUCGGAUCCUCUUAAACAACGGUUGGACCAGAUCCGGAAGCAAGCUGAUGACCAUCGCAAUUUGCUUCACGCCUAUGCUUCUUAUGCUCUAAGGCUUAAGCUUGAGUAUUCGAAGCUCGUUAGAGUUUUCGCGGAUCUUUCUCAGAACUAUACCGAUCUCAAUAAUCAACCUGCUUACGGUAGUCUUUUUGAGCGUGAAACGCCUUCCUUAGAUGAGGCUCUGCUUCGUCAAUUUGAGAAGGAGGUGAAAGAGCGUAUAAAAGUUACCAGACAAGUGAUUUCGGAAGCGAAAGAGUCAUUUGACAAUCAACUUAAGAUUCAGAAGCUGAAGGAUACAAUUUUUGCCGCGAAUGAACUGUUGUCGAAAGCCAAGAAACAAGGAGCUUUCUCGAGUUUGAUUGCUGCAAAGUCUCUUCCAAAAAGUUUGCAUUGCAUUGCAAUGAGGUUGAUGGAAGAGAGAAUUGCAAAUCCUGAGAAAUAUUCGGAUGUAGGAAAGCCUGUACCACCUGAAAUAGAGGAUCCAACUCUAUACCAUUAUGCGAUAUUCUCAGAUAAUGUAGUUGCUGCAUCGGUGGUGGUUAAUUCCGCUGUGAAGAAUGCUGAACAACCAUGGAAGCAUGUUUUUCAUGUUGUUACGGACAAGAUGAAUCUUGGGGCAAUGCAAGUUAUGUUCAAAUUGAAGGACUAUAACGGUGCUCACAUUGAAGUCAAGGCAGUGGAGGAUUACAAGUUCUUGAAUUCUUCCUAUGUUCCAGUUCUUCGCCAAUUAGAGUCUGCAAAUUUACAGAGGUUUUACUUUGAGAACAGCGUUGAAAAUGCAACAAAGGACACGACGAAUAUGAAGUUCAGAAAUCCCAAGUACCUAUCGAUUUUGAACCAUCUGCGGUUUUACUUGCCUGAGAUGUACCCAAAACUACACAGAAUUUUGUUUUUGGAUGAUGACAUUGUUGUGCAGAAGGACUUGACUGGCUUGUGGAAGAUUGAUAUGGAUGGAAAAGUAAACGGAGCAGUGGAAACAUGUUUCGGCUCGUUCCAUAGAUAUGCACAGUACAUGAAUUUCUCGCAUCCGUUAAUCAAACAGAAAUUCGAUCCCAAGGCAUGUGCUUGGGCUUAUGGAAUGAACUUCUUUGACUUGGAUGCUUGGAGAAGGGAAAACUGCACAGAAGAUUAUCACUAUUGGCAGAAUAUGAAUGAGAAUCGUACAUUGUGGAAACUGGGGACACUGCCUCCUGGUCUAAUCACGUUUUACUCGACGACGAAGCCACUGGACAAGACAUGGCACGUGCUCGGACUCGGUUACAACCCCAGCAUUAGUAAGGAUGAGAUUCAAAAUGCUGCAGUUGUGCACUUCAAUGGGAACAUGAAACCAUGGCUAGACAUUGCCAUCUCCCAGUUUAAGCCAUAUUGGACAAGGUAUGUGGAUUAUGAGUUGGAGUUUGUUCAAUCAUGCAACCUUGGCCUUUAGAAUAUAGAUGAUGCCUCAAAUCAUCCAUAUAGUUAAUAGUAAUGUAGGAUGAGGCUAAACUGGCUGCUUGUCCAAAGGAAAAGUAGCAUUAUUUUGAUCCAAAAUAUAUAGCUUUGCUUUUGUCUAGUAUCUUUAAACAUUAUUUUGAUUCUUUUCUACUUGUUUGCUAGGAAUGUUUCAGUUUAAAGUAAUUUAUAUACAUACAUAUUAAUUUUGUCUUCA